CAGAGGGUUGAGCACUGACCACAAGUGGAAAUAGGGGUGCAGAGGUUCAACUUUUAACUUUGCACUUGGGACACAAUGCCCAGCUCCUGUCAAGGCUAGGUUCUAGGAUGGAUCCUGGACUGGGUUAGGGGUUCAAUAAUCGGAAGACAGAUGUGGACUUCCUGGACUGUGCUUCCUGUGGCACUGGACAGUGGACUCUGACCUAGGACAGUGCACUCCUCCACCCCCCUGUCCUGUCACCUACGGUCCGUAGCAGGUUGGCCAUGCUGUCCCCAGGGGCUGUGUUGUUCUUCACCCUGCUCUUGACAGCCAGUUCGCUGGGCCAAAGGACUCGAAAGCCUAAUGGGUCUACCUCCCCCAUCAGCACUAUCCAGGCCCAGGUCAAUUUCAGUGCUCAGCAGUUUGCAGGGACAUGGCUCCUUGUGGCUGUGGGCUCUUCGUGCCGCUUUCUUCAGGAACAGGGACAUCGAGCUGAGGCCACCACAUUGCACGCAGCUCCCCAGGGUGCAGCUAUGGUUGUCAGCACCUUCCGAAAGCUAGAUGGGAUAUGUUGGCAGGUACGCCAACUCUUUGGGAACACAGGGGUCCCUGGCCGCUUCUUGUUCCAAGUCUCACGGGCCCGUGGACCAGUGCAUAUGGUGGUUGCUGAGACUGACUAUCAGAGCUUUGCCAUCCUGUAUCUGGAACAGGGAAGGAAGCUGUCUGUGAAACUAUACGUCCGCUCACUGCCAGUGAAUGACUCUGUCCUGGAUGUGUUUGAGCAGCGAGUCAGGGAAGCCAACCUGACAGAAGAUCAGAUCCUUUUCUUUCCCAAGUAUGGUUUCUGCAAGACUGCGGACGAAUUACACAUCCUGAACGAGGUGCCGAGAUAAGGCCAUCUAGUGGAGAAGCUGUGGACAGUGGGCUACCCUCAGAGAGUUCUGAGCAUCCUGAAUGCACUCUUGGAGUCUCUCCUUUCUGUCCCCAGAAGCACCCCUUCAUACAGCUCUGUUGUCCUAGGUCUUUUCAUUAAACAUCAGACUUGGCCCUGG
Mus caroli (Ryukyu mouse) is the source of this 1031-nucleotide messenger RNA. RefSeq names its product complement C8 gamma chain (gene C8g). NCBI's taxonomy places the organism in Eukaryota, Metazoa, Chordata, Mammalia, Rodentia, Muridae. Gene Ontology annotation, molecular function: complement binding. Gene Ontology annotation, biological process: complement activation. Gene Ontology annotation, cellular component: blood microparticle; extracellular exosome; membrane attack complex. The record is from RefSeq and is a predicted model, not a curated record.